Messenger RNA from Erpetoichthys calabaricus (reedfish), 4480 nucleotides. It is a transcript of the gene acbd3, whose product is annotated as acyl-Coenzyme A binding domain containing 3. NCBI's taxonomy places the organism in Eukaryota, Metazoa, Chordata, Cladistia, Polypteriformes, Polypteridae. The record is from RefSeq and is a predicted model, not a curated record. The transcript is spliced from 8 exons. Gene Ontology annotation, molecular function: fatty-acyl-CoA binding. Bases 98 to 1657 code for a protein of 519 amino acids. Gene Ontology annotation, cellular component: Golgi membrane.
CCCACCUUCUACAACCGUCAGUGAUCCCGGAAGUUCCGGCGAGCAAUGAAACGGAAGUUGGUACGUGGCUGCUGCUCCGGCAGAGACACUAAACAUCAUGGCGAUGGAGUUGCACAGCUCUGAACCAAACAGUAGUAACUCCAGUCGACUAGAGGUCUCUAUAGACGGACUAACGCUUAGUCCUGAUCCAGAGGGCGAGGAAGAACACAACCAGCGACCGAGAGAGUCACAUGUUGAUCUCGGAAAAGAAGUCCAGAACCAGCUAGAAGGAGAUGGGGAGGGCGAGACAUCUAAAACCAUGGAAAGGAAAUGGGGCUUUCCUUUGCCAGAGCUGUAUAGCCUGGCUCUUAAAUUCUUCAAAGAGAAAGAUGGAAAAGCUUUUCAUCCAACGUAUGAAGAUAAACUUAGACUAGUGGCUCUGCAUAAGCAGGUUUCUCUUGGUCCGUAUAAUCCAGAUGCCUGCCCAGAAGUUGGCUUUUUUGAUGUACUUGGAAACGACAGGAGAAAAGAAUGGGCUCUCUUGGGAAACAUGUCAAAAGAAGAGGCAAUGGUGGAGUUUGUAAGGCUGCUUAAUAAGUGUUGCAGUCUUUUUGCCCCUUAUGUUACAUCUCAUAAAAUAGAGAAGGAAGAACAGGAAAGAAAAAGAUUUGAGGAAGAAAAACGUCGUCAGCUUGAGGAAGAAGAGCGUGAACGUGCCAGACAGGAAGCAGAGCGGCAGCGUCGAGAAGAGGAAGAAAGGAGGAGACUGGAAGAAGAGGAAAGAAGACAGAUAGAGGAAGAAAGACUUCGAAUGGAACAGCAAAAGCAACAGAUUAUGGCGGCUUUAAAUGCGCAAACAGCAGUUCAGUUUCAACAGUAUGCAGCCCAGCAGUACCCAGGAAACUUUGAACAGCAGCAGAUCCUGAUUCGGCAGCUUCAAGAGCAACACUACCAGCAGUACAUGCAGCAGCUCUACCAAGUUCAGCUGGCACAACAGCAGGCAGCCUUACAGAAGCAGCAAGAGGCAGCUAUUUUAAGUUCUGGAGCAGUAAAGGUUCACGCCACUUCUCCAGGAGAGAGCCCUACUGUAAAUGGACAGAGCAACUCUCACAUGGAAAACAUGGAAAAAGUGCCUGAAUCAGAUUUAACAGAAGAUGUAAUAGAGAAUGGACCGAAAGAUGCCUCUCCUGUGAUUGCAGCUCCUUCAAUGUGGACAAGGCCCCAGAUUAAAGACUUCAAGGAGAAAAUCAGACAGGAUGCAGACUCUGUAAUCACAGUUGGACGAGGAGAAGUUGUAACAGUCAGAGUCCCAACACAUGAGGAGGGAUCUUACCUAUUUUGGGAAUUUGCCACUGAUCAUUAUGACAUUGGUUUUGGAGUAUACUUUGAAUGGACUGAUUCUCCAAACACAUCUGUCAGUGUUCAUGUCAGCGAGUCCAGUGAUGAUGAGGAAGAUGAUGAAGGAGAAAAUCCAAGUGAAGAAGAAAAAGCCAAAAAGAAUGUAAACAAGCCUCAGGUGGAUGAGAUUGUACCAGUAUACAGACGAGACUGCCAUGAAGAAGUUUAUGCAGGCAGCCACCAGUACCCAGGAAGAGGAGUGUAUCUUCUUAAAUUUGACAAUUCAUAUUCCUUAUGGAGAUCAAAAACAGUUUACUACAGAGUUUAUUAUACUAGAUAAGACAGCAUUAAAGACAAUGGGGUGUGCAGGAUGGAGCAUGGAUUUGUUUAAAAAAGGUAGUCGAUUCAGUCAAUUUAGAUCCUUGUUAUCCAUGCCCGAUGCAUGUGGACAUUAUUGGCCAUUGUUGGUUCUGUGAAACAAUAAUAAAAAAAGCUAUUUCCAAAAGAAAUAUCCGCGUUAUCAACCUGUUUUGGAGUAUCACUGUUUCACUGGAGAAAAUUGUUUUUCUGACUUGUUCAGAUACAGACAUCCUGUAGUUUACAGAAGUGACUAGCAGAUUGCCAUUGGUGUUCAGAAAGAUCUUUGCUUCUUAUACACACAGCAUUGUGAUAAUUACUUUUUCUGAUGAUUUACAUUAUUUCAAUACAUGACUAAUUGUUUCUUUUCUAAUUGCACAUUACCUGCAUAUUAAAUGUAGAGGAGGGAGAAAUAUAUCUGACAUUCUGAGAUCUUACAUUUAUCUUACAUAGUUUUGAGCUGCUAUAACUAAAGGAAAAAAAAAGUGUUUGCACCAUAACAGAAACAACUAAUUUAUAUAAACAUAUAUUAUCUGUCUUUUUGAUGACUCUAUAUACAUCUACAUCUCAUUCAUACAAGUCUCCGUUUUAGAGUAAAUAUGGUUUAGAUUAAUUUUUGAUAAAAUAUCCUUAUGUGAAAAUUCUGCAAACCCCAGAUUUUUACUAAAAUCUCAUAACAUGUAUUUUUGUGUUACAAAAUAAAAUACUUGCUGGAGCAGCAUGUACUACAUGAAGAAAUGUAAUGAGGCAACGUGGCUUCCCUUAAAUCAGUCGAAUCCGAGGGUGAUUGUGGUUCCACUCUGCUGUCCCAAAUGAGGUCAAUAGAGUAAUUAAAUAAAUUAAUAAGUUUCAAAUAUAUUUAAAAAAAACAAAAGCCUACAAUAAAAUUUAUUAAGGAGUAAAUGGUAUCAGUCCAUGUUUCGGUUGCCUUGUCUACUUGUUUAAAUAUUAUUAAAAUCAUUUGAAUAAGCUCUUCAUUCUGAUUAAGAUGCCAAACCUGUCAAACUGUUCUCAUUAAUGAUGUAUAAACAGUUAUUUCAGAUAUUGAAUCUUGAACUGGGCCCCAUCUUGAAGCGUUGCAUGGACAUGGGUGUCAUGCUCCAGUACCCAAGGUAAAUGCACCAAGUAUGUCUCGGACUGGAGGACCUUGUUAAUCUUCCUGCUGUUUUAAAUGUUUAUUUUGUUUACCUGAAAAAUACCAUUGGGCCAAUUUGUGUUGGUAGAAUAGAUAUGGAAUAAAAAAGCGUUCAAGUGUUUUUACAAAUUUGUUCCCAAAAAUAUUUGAUUUGUAGACUGAUGUAGAAUGUAACGACAAAGCGAUUCUAACACUGCUACUACUUUUACUUUCUGAGUCCACGCUGGUUAUUUUGAUGCUCACUUUUUUUUUUUUUUUUGUGUUUUUUGUUUUUCUCCCCCUUCAAAAUCAGUCUUCCACCCUAACGUUGAGGUAUGUAUGGGUUUAGCUGCUAAAAGCUAAAAACCUUGUCAUGAUUAAUAAAUUCCUGCUUACAGUACCCUGCAUAAUGUAGAAUUUCAAAUGUAAUAUUUUCUAAGUAAGCAACUAAGCAAAAUAUGGGGAACCGUUUAAAGAGAGAUUGGAACAUGGAGAAUGGGCUCCUGUUAAUCGCAGUGGACUUUCAUUUAUAAGGUGGUUGUGUAUUUUUGUCACUUAGUUCCAUGUACUGCACACUCCUAAGUGUGAUGAUAUGUGUGUUUUGCUAUGUAUUAAUAGGAGACUAAUUAUAUAACAACAGAUUAAGGGAGUGGGGCUCACCUUUGCUGUCCAUUGCAGAUCUCACUGCCAAAAAACAAAAUACUCUUAUCUUUGUGUGCACGAAUAUGUGUGUGUUUGCCCUGGAAAUGAAAUGUUAAUUAUGCUUUUAAAAAUUAGAAAAUAGCAUUUUCUACAACUUAACAGUUUCUAGUUGAAUAGCAUUUGCAGUUUAAUCCCAUGUGAAAUUUAUAAAAAUGCACCUAAACAAGGUCUCAAAGCACUAUCUCUGCAGCUAUUGUCACCUUCAUUUUAGCCUGUGAGCGACGGGGGCGUCCCUUUCACAAAUGUUUUUUGCUCAUAUGCUUUUUGCGGUUUGACUCUUUCUUUGUUUAGCAUAACAGCCGCCAUUCUUGACGUUAGCCUGUCAUAUUCAUACUGUAGUGCUUUUAUGUUCUUUGAUUAUCUGGAUUGUAUAUUUCCUUUUUGCUGUGAAUUUUUUGCUUUACAAUACAGUUUUAUUUUUAAUGUUCUAAAAAAAAAAAAAAUAGCCUGAAUCAUUUAACAUUAUCACUGUUCUGCUUCAGAUGCCAGUAAGUUCACUGUUUUAAGCUGAUUGUUUUUCUUUAUUGGCUGAUAUCUACUAGGAGAUAUUAAUUUUGAUUAAAAAUGUUCCAAGACUGAACACACUCAAACUGCUUAAAGGGGAAGAAGCAGCCUGACAUUUCUUUGUAGCUCCUUGUUCUUCUAACCAUUAAACACUAGGCUUUGCAUUAAGAAUACAUCCUCAUCACUAGCCAUGUUUAGUUAAAUGUCGUUUCAUAUGUGUAUAUGAUAACUUUAUAGCUGAAAUUGAUUAUGGAAAAUACUUAAGUACACCCAAAAACAUCAGUAGACACCUUAUCCUUCAGGUGUUUUUGUAUCGUUUUGCUUUAAACUGCAAAAGAAGGUAAGCUGGAUGGUCAUUUUUAUUUAAUUCAAGUGAUAAUGUUAAAUGUUAUUCCUUUGGGGAAGGGGUGUGGAAUAUGGUGAUGUAUGAUAAAAUGUAUUUGGAGAUCUUUAUGUAAACUGUAAAUUAAAAUUCUGACAUAUGCA